UUAUUAUUUUGUGAAGAAUGUUAUAAUCAAUUUAUUAGAAAUACACCUUUAAGUUUAUAUAUACGAAACGAUGGAAUCUUUAUUGGUAAUUGUGACUUCUCACCUGAUAUAAAAAAGCAAUGGUCGGCUGCUGUAAGUGAAAAUAAAAUUGAAGAAUUUAAGAAGUUUGUUGAACCAAAAUUGGGACGUAUUCGAAGGAUACAAUCUCGUCAAGCCGAAUUACAAGUUUCUUCGUCUCUAGAAGCACAACGAAAAGAUGCGUUAGUACGUUCACAAUUUAUUCGUAGGGGGCAGGGUUUUGCUUUAGAACUUAUAGGUAAUGGCUCAGAUAGAUAUUCUUUUAAUGGCCAAAUUUACACCAAUCGCGGUGCUGCCGAAGCUGCUCAAAUUCAAAUUCAAAUAAAUAAUUGUUCGGAAAAGCUUAAUGAUCAUUUAAAUGAAAUGCGUCAAUUAGCAAUUAAACGCGCCAACUUCUGGUAUAACUUAUAA
Molecule: messenger RNA, 489 nt
Organism: Racocetra persica
Lineage: Eukaryota; Fungi; Glomeromycota; Glomeromycetes; Diversisporales; Gigasporaceae
Source: the annotation of a GenBank genome assembly